Hyaloperonospora brassicae is the source of this 2115-nucleotide messenger RNA. The record is from the annotation of a GenBank genome assembly. NCBI's taxonomy places the organism in Eukaryota, Oomycota, Peronosporomycetes, Peronosporales, Peronosporaceae.
AUGCGCACGUCCCUUCUCUGGCGGCGCCUCCUGACCGCCGCCGUCGCGUGUUCGCGUCUGUGCGCCAGCAGCAGCGCCGCCACAGCGCCAGUGGCGGCGCCGACGCUGCGCCGGCGGCUCGUGGACUCGUCGGACAGCUACAACUUUAUGUUUUACUUUGUGAUUGGCGCGAUGAUGCUCACGUGUCUCGUCUACAACCUCUUCUUUAAGCACAAACUCGAGUCGAGUUUCCUGCGGCAGCAGCAGGCGGCGCCCGAGGCGAUGCUGCGACAGGACGUGAUCGCCAGCGACCAGGACAUGAACAGUCUCUGGGAGUGCGACGUGUGCUCGUUCAAGAGCUACGACUCGCAAGUGACGUGCAUGCUGUGUGGUACGGACCGGUCGUUCAAGCUGCUGGACCACCGGCGCGCGCGGCACGGCGACGACCCGAGCGAGCACAGCAGCAGCGCGUCGUCCACGGGCGCGCUCGCGAGCGCCAAGUACGUGCUGUACAUGGAAGAGAAGGAGCACUCGCCGGCCCGCAGUGCAGGGGACAGCCGCUCGACGUCGUCACGAGCGGUCGUGCGGACGCACUCGUCGGUCAAGAAGGACAGGGAACGGUUCAAGCGGAGGCUCAGUGUGCUGAACUUGCGGCAGCAGUCAGCGCGACGGCGGCACGAGUGGACAAGAGAACGCAAUACGGACGGACAGCUCGUGUGGGUGCGGAAGAAACACUUUAUGGACCGCCAAGCGCUGAAAAGCCUGCGGACGCUGGAAGGACUGCGGAGCCAAUCGUCCACGUCGUUGCGCGACUCGAUCCUGUCGAAUGCGAGUGCGAACUCGCUCGGGAUUGUGUCGCGUGUGGUCGUGUCGCCCAAGAACCCGACGGGGAGGUUAUCGAUUGAGUCGGCCGAUGGCGCGCUAGCGACGCGCUGCAUGGACAACCCCGAGUUCUCGCAGGACGAGCUGGAACAAGUUCGGUCGCUGCCGUUCCAGCAGAAACACGCGUGGUUUGUGCAGCACACGGCAGCGAUGGAGGUGCCGUGGGAAUAUGGCCACUUGUUGCUUGAGAUUGAGCGUGACAACCUUCUUCAUAACUCUUGCGAGCAAUUGCUGUGGGCGACGCCCGAUCAGCUGCACCAGUCGCUCCGAAUUAAGUUUGCGAACGAGCCGGGCGUGGAUGCAGGUGGAUUGGUCCGCGAGUGGUUUACUUUGAUGACAAAAGAAGUCUUUGACGACUUGACCGGACUGUUCUUCAGAAGUCCCAAUGGUGACGGGUUGAGGAUCAACCCAGCAUCAGCUGAAGCGAGCGUUGAUCAUUUGAUGUAUUAUCAGGCAAUCGGCCGCUUCAUCGGUCGAGCGCUUUUCGAAGGCAUUCUGAUUGACGCACACCUGGCGCUCCCAGUAUGCAAGCACAUUCUCGGCAUCCCCAUCACCUUUUCCGAUCUAGAGUUCGUGGACAAUGAUUUACACAAGAACCUGAAGUGGCUACGAGAAAACACAGGCGUGGAAUCGCUGGCAUUGGACUUUACGGUCAACGUCGACCAAAUGUCCGACAAGACAAAGGUGGUGGAUCUGGUCCCAAAUGGGUCAACCAUCCCUGUCACAGAAGAGAACAAGAUGGAGUACAUCAACUUGCGGUUCAAGUGGAUUGUUGCGACCAGCACGUCGCUGCAGCUCGGUUCAUUGAUGCAAGGUCUUUUCUCUAUUAUCCCUAAGGAGCUGAUCUCCGUCUUCGACCACCAGGAGCUGGAGCUGUUGAUCUGCGGGAUUCCCGACAUUGACGUGCGGGACUGGAAAACUCACACUAUUUAUGUGGGGCAGCGCGACGAGCGAGUGAUUGCCUGGUUCUGGAGCAUUGUGAAGGAAUUCUCGAACGAGCAGAAGGCGCGUCUGCUGCAAUUCACGACAGGUUCAGCGCGAGUGCCCGUGCAAGGCUUCAAAGCACUGACUAUGAACGAUGGACGCAUUUGUCCGUUCGCGAUCCAGUGCGUCGCUGUCGACGAGUGCCUGUAUCCGAGGGCGCACACGUGUUUCAACCGCAUCGACUUACCACGAUACAGCACCGAGAAGGACUUGCGAACCGCGUUAUCGCUCGUGAUCCAAAUGGAAGUAACUGGGUUUACCAUCGAGUAA